AUGGCCGCCCGGAAGCUUGCACAAGAGGUCGACAAAUGCUUCAAACAGAUCCAACUGGGCGUCGCCGCUUUCGAGUCGGUGCACGACAAGAUCAGCCAGACGACAAAUGCGUCGCAGAAGGAGAAGCUAGAAGAGUCCCUCAAGAGGGAGAUCAAGAAGCUCCAGCGAUUGCGCGAUCAGAUCAAGACAUGGUGCGCCGGCAACGAGAUCAAGGACAAAGGCCCUCUGGUCGAGCAGAGGAAACUCAUCGAAUCACAAAUGGAGAAGUUCAAGGCGGUCGAGAAGGAGAUGAAGACGAAAGCCUACUCGAAAGAGGGCUUGUCGCAAUCGGCGAAACUCGACCCAAAGGCGCAAGAGAAGGCGGAUGCCUCCGAAUAUCUACAGAGCAUGGUGGAGGAGCUGGAGCGGCAGGUGGAGAACAAGGAGGCUGAGGCCGAAGCGAUGCAUGCGAGUAUGAAGAAGGGCAAGAAAGACAACACAAAGUCCAUGCGAAUAGCGGAGCUCGAGAGGGUGAUGGAGCGGCACAAAUGGCAUCAGGGCAAACUGGAGCUGAUUCUCCGAGCGCUAGAGAAUGACAACGUGGAGGUUGAACAAGUGAACGCCCUGAAGGACUCUCUCGAGUACUACGUGAAUAACAACCAGGAAGUCGACUUCCAAGAAGAUGACACAUUCUAUGAUGAUUUGGAUCUGGACGAGGAAGAGGGGCUAUACGGCAUGGCAAACGAGGUGGACCGGGUAUCUUCGCAAGACACACAAUCAGUACAAGACGAGGUACCGGAGCUGGAUACACGGACGGCACCUACGGCUGCCAAGUCGAAACCUUCAGUACCGGAUACAGCGGUGGCAGGAGCGAGGCGACCCUCAGCACAACUGAAAUCGCCUCUUCCCGCAUUAGCGACAUUACACACACCAUUACCAAGUACAUCGAAUGGAGUGCCACCAAUAAACAUGAAGCCGGCGCCGAUACCACAGAGGAUACCGGGCGAACCUUUAAAAUAUGCAUCUGCAGCGGCGGCAGCGGCGGCGAGUGAUAAGAACGGUGUCGGAAUUGCACCGUUACCUCCUCCACCAGGCGCAGCGCCGGUUUCAGGGCCAAAUGCCGGACUCAUAACACAAACAGCCGCAUCUAUACCAAGCGCUCAACCGAGCGCCAAGCCGAGUGCGGCGACAUCCCCAUCCCCAGCGCCUUCGCAACUGGUGGCACCGCAACAGAAACCCGUUGCCUCAGUCUCUGGUAGCAUCGACGACGGGUCGACAGCGCCAAUCUCAAGCAAGUCACCGGCGCCCAGUCACUCAAGUGCGGCGGCACCAAGUACUCAGGCGAGCAGUGCGCCGCCGACCCCAGCAUUAGAGACCGCACAACCCCAAAAGGCUCCCCAAGCCAGCGACGCGCCGCCGACGCCUGCCCUAACCAAUGGCGAAUCCCACGUUGAUGCUGAAGAGGAUGAAUCUGUCUAUCACCUACCAUCCAGCCUCUCCGACCUCCUCGAAUCCUUCGAAGCCACCAAGGCGGAACUCACAUCCGGCACCAAGCCUUCUCCUGAACAUCUUCUCCUCACCUCUCAAGCCUCCUGUCCGACAGCGGAAGACGCCGAACGACCGCGACCGUACAGGCCGUUCCAACCAUACCAGUACACUCCCUCGCAUUACCCUCAAGAGCCGCUAGCGAUAUUCGAUGACCCCCGAUUAUACAGCAGGCUGGAUACGGACUUCCUCUUUUACGCGUUUUACUACAGGCAAGGCACCUACCAGCAAUAUCUCGCGGCGAAAGCGCUCAAGAGCCAAAGCUGGCGGUUCCAUAAGCAGUAUCAAACGUGGUUCCAACGGCAUGAAGAGCCGAAGAGCAUCACAGAGGACUACGAGCAAGGGACAUAUCGGUUCUUUGACUAUGAAAGUACAUGGAUGAAUCGGCGAAAGAUGGACUUUCGUUUCGCGUACAAGUUCCUAGAAGACGAUCUAUGA
Messenger RNA from Coniosporium apollinis CBS 100218, 1962 nucleotides. RefSeq lists its product as uncharacterized. Gene Ontology annotation, biological process: regulation of DNA-templated transcription; nuclear-transcribed mRNA poly(A) tail shortening. The transcript is spliced from 4 exons. Gene Ontology annotation, cellular component: nucleus; P-body; CCR4-NOT core complex. Lineage: Eukaryota; Fungi; Ascomycota; Dothideomycetes. The record is from RefSeq and is a predicted model, not a curated record. Bases 1 to 1962 code for a protein of 653 amino acids.